CAGGCUAAUGCUUUUUGGAUUGUGCUCAGCAAUUUUUGGACAGACUGGAAUGUUUAUCCCUUAAUAAAGAGAGAGACAAUAGAGAGGCUCUGUUCUCACUGGUGUUGACGCGGGAUAGUGGGUAGGUGGGGCGGAUAGCUGUCAAAAUAUCAGCACCUCUCCUCCUCCUCCUCACUUUCAAACUAUAUGUUGAGGGUCAUCAACAAUACAACACUCAGAAGCGAGCUAGAAGUCAUCAGUCACUGUUAAAAGCUCUCAGCCUGAACUUACAAAUCCAGAUUUUUGUUUUGAAAUCCAGGCUUCCUUCCUUUGAGCAUCAUGACUGGAACAGCGGUGGUUCUGAUGAGCCUGGUCCUCAUCCUCUCUGUGGACGCAGAGGAUAAAUCAAGACUCUACCGCAGACCUGCAUGUGGAGGACUGAGUGUCAACCAAGCAUGUCCUCUCAACUACUCUCCUGUGUGCGGUAAUGAUGGCAUCACAUACGUCAAUGAAUGCAACCUGUGUGUGCAGAGAAUGCACACAAAUGCAGACAUUAUGAUUGUGAAAGACGGACGCUGCUGAGGCUGCUCUUAUGAUAUCAUCACUUCACUUUUCAUAUCUAUGUUUGUUUAAGAGUGUUGUUUGCUAUGCUCAUC
Molecule: messenger RNA, 635 nt
Organism: Rhinichthys klamathensis goyatoka
Lineage: Eukaryota; Metazoa; Chordata; Actinopteri; Cypriniformes; Leuciscidae
Product: probable pancreatic secretory proteinase inhibitor
Exons: 4
Coding region: 319-561 (80 amino acids)
Molecular function (GO): protein binding; serine-type endopeptidase inhibitor activity
Source: RefSeq, a predicted model, not a curated record